CAUGUCCACUGCGCCACCAAAGCCUCGUUUUAGACGUCGUUUCGUUGUGAUCUCUUCAAUCAUCGUUGAACCCAGGAAAGUGUUUGAAGGAAGGUAGCAAGACCCCUAAGAAAAAAUGAGUGAUCAACUAACCGAAGAACAGAUCGCAGAAUUCAAGGAGGCUUUCUCCUUAUUCGACAAGGAUGGCGACGGCUGCAUCACCACGAAAGAGUUGGGUACCGUCAUGAGAUCUUUGGGACAGAAUCCUACUGAAGCCGAGCUGCAGGACAUGAUCAACGAGGUCGAUGCUGAUGGUAACGGAACGAUUGAUUUCGCCGAGUUUCUCACGAUGAUGGCCAGGAAGAUGAAAGAAUCAGAUUCAGAAGAGGAAAUCAAGGAAGCGUUCCGAGUGUUCGACAAGGACGGCAAUGGUUUCAUCAGCGCGGCCGAGUUACGGCACGUCAUGACCAACCUCGGCGAGAAACUGACUGAUGAUGAAGUGGAUGAGAUGAUCAGGGAGGCUGACAUUGAUGGAGAUGGACAGGUUAAUUAUGAAGAAUUCGUGAAGAUGAUGGGCAAUAAUUAAACCUUCCCAAGGACCCUGUGAUGCCAUGCAUAAGCACAAUCUCUGCGUCGAUACAACUCGCUAUUAUAUGACGAACAAUCGAAAAAGGUCGAUCUGGACAGAAGUCGUUUCUGCCACGAUUUGCACUCUAGCCAAAGGAAUAAUGUUGCGUGUCGCUAUCUUCAAUCCAAUAUAUAGUAGAACUAUAACAAAGGCAAUUACUUGGACCAACUAUCAGAAGGUAGAAAUUGAUCAACAAGUUGCAAAACGCGGCGAGAAACGCUCAAGUAACGGGCCUUAAGAGUAAGACGAGAGAACGAAAACCAGAAGGAGCUCACAAAUAACUCAGAACUUUGGUUUUUGAUCAAACUUCUGAGAGCCCUUCAUUUUAGCUUUAUCUUUGAAUCUGUAGCAUAUGCCUCGUAACGUUCUCUUCUCUGCAAUGGGAUAAUGUCAAGUCAUACUAUUUCACUUUCGAAUAGAAAACAUAUCACAGAAAAUAAAGUGUUGUGUUAUUA
This is a messenger RNA of Lineus longissimus, 1062 nucleotides long. RefSeq names its product calmodulin-A-like. The transcript is spliced from 5 exons. Gene Ontology annotation, molecular function: calcium ion binding; enzyme regulator activity. The record is from RefSeq and is a predicted model, not a curated record. The coding region runs from base 116 to 565 and encodes 149 amino acids. NCBI's taxonomy places the organism in Eukaryota, Metazoa, Nemertea, Pilidiophora, Heteronemertea, Lineidae.